Messenger RNA from Daphnia pulex (common water flea), 3789 nucleotides. RefSeq names its product mucin-17-like. Gene Ontology annotation, molecular function: zinc ion binding; metallocarboxypeptidase activity. Gene Ontology annotation, biological process: proteolysis. The record is from RefSeq and is a predicted model, not a curated record. The transcript is spliced from 9 exons. Bases 492 to 3389 code for a protein of 965 amino acids. Lineage: Eukaryota; Metazoa; Arthropoda; Branchiopoda; Diplostraca; Daphniidae.
UCACGAAAUCCAAGCUGAAGAAGACCUUGAAAAGGCCGCGCUGUGAAAACAAAAGUUUUUACCACGCACAAUUUCGACAAGAAAAAGAAAAUAAAAGAAAAGAAGAAAAAAACCCUCCCAGACUGCCCCUCAGAACAGAGAACACCCCCUCCCGAUCAUACCCCCUCUAUCCCUCCUCCCACCCAACUGGGGCUGGCUGACUCCGCCAGCACCACCUCAUCCGCCGCCGCCACCGCCACUGCCGCUGCUGGCCCAACUCCGCCAACAAGACAAGAGACGUGGAAGAUUCCAAAGAAGAACCAGUGCCACCUUUAGAAUCGUCUUCAGUCCACUGGGUACCGAUGGUCCGUACUGGAACGUCCGACAACUCACCAGCCCAGCCACUUUCGCUUUCGUUUGCCACACACAGGCCGAUUCGAUUCUUACCGAGCGCUUCAACAGAAAUCAGACGGCCCACAUCGUCAGGAAUCAACGGCUCUUCCUAAAUCGCCAUGGCCGAUCGUAUUCCAAUCACUGCCAUCUCUCUGAUGGCUCUGCUGUUGUGUUUUUGGUCCUGUUCGGCUGCGCCAACCGACACUACUGAGAGAUUCCUUUCCGAUACUACGGAGAUGAAUGUCGAUGAAACGACGACUGAACUAGUCACCGAAACGGUUGAAGGGACAACGGAUUGGACGUCCGUCAUCUUUCCGUGUCCAGACUGCGGAGCGACGGGCGAGCUGGAUGCGGUGACCAUCCAACCUCUUGUCGAAUCGGCCACGCAAUACGAUUUGGAAUCGGUCAUCAUUGACUUAGGAGUGGACCGAUUGAAACUGAAGGAUCCAGUCGUUGGCUCGGAAAUCGCCCAGUCAGUCGUCUCCGAUGAGGAGGGCGUUUUGACAACUGAAAUCGCCCAGGUCGUUAAAUCCUCGACGGAGAUCCUUGCCGAACCCGUUGAGGAUGCCCAAAGGGAUACUACCGAUUCUCUAUCCAUCCAGGAGAAGGUAGAGACGCUCGCAGAUGCUGACGGCCAAGCCGAAAAGAUUCAAGAAGAAACUUCCACCGAGUUCGUCACCGCACAACCGGAAGCCGAUUCCGUAAUCGAUUCCGUAAUCGAUGCCGGAGCGAAGGUCGACUUGAAAAAUCAGACGAAACAAGAGGUUGCCACUACUGAUCCGGCGAUCCUGUUGGAUCCCGAAAAUGUUUCUCAGGAUACCACUCCACCUGUCCAGCAAAAGGUAGAGAUUGGCGAAGGUUCCGAAACGACGCCAAUGGCGACGACGACGUCAUCGGAAGAGGCUCAACCUACCGAAUCGGCAACCUUGCGACCGGAAACCGAUUCGGAAAUUCAUAUCCUCUUGAAGGCCGACUUCAAAACCCCAACGGAUGAGCGGAACGAGGGCACGGAGGCCAUAUCCAUCGACGAUGACGUUAUUACCAUCCAGCCGGAAUCAUUUGACGAAGUCGCAACGACCGAAUCGGUUUCGGUUGCUGUCCUUAAAAAUAAGGAGGAAGUGGCGGAAUCGACGCCAACGACGCUGGAUGACACGCCGAUCGAAUCGACAAAUGUUCCGCCUUCCGGCGAAGACGAAAAAAGCGAAGAAUUCCUGACAGUAGUCGCCGAUGUCGUCGAAGACGUGACGCAGACCACGGUGGAUUUCACCGAUUCCGGCAGCGAUGCGACGGACUCGCAGAGCGAUCCGGCUGUGGAUGAGAUUGUCUUGAUGGAGCCGCAACUGGUCAAGAUAUUCGAUCCGAGCGUCGAUGUGGAGGCCACGACUUUCCUGGCGGAAGCCAACAUGCAGACGGAGUGGGACGUCACAGCCGCGACGGAAUCGUUCUAUCAAGCGGAUGGCGUCGAGGAGAAGAUUGAGGAGGAUGAGGAGGCCUUGACAACCACCGACGAAUCGGUUACGUUAACGACGGAACCCGAGUCCAGAACGGAACCAGUCACCGAGUCCACGGAGGUAAUGGGCGAAACGAAGACGGCGGCCUUGCCGGUUGGCGUCGAAUUAUCAUCGCCUCCGUCGUUAUCAUCCGGAGCUGAUGAGGCCAAAAACACUCCGGCCACGACAAAGAAGCGCAGCUACAAGGGAUACAAAGUCUACCGGGUGAUCCUUCCGACCGAAGACUCGGUCCGCCGCAUUCUCUCCAUGGAAGAUGAGCCCGGAGUGGAAUUCUGGGCCGACCCGCGCCUGCUCCUCCGGCCCAGGGGACUGUUCGUCACAUCGGCCGCCGACGUCAUGGUGGCGCCCAAAACCGUCCCCGACAUCGAGUCCGUCUUCCGCGAAGCCCGUCUCACUUACACAGUGCUGAUCGACGAUGUCCACAAAUCGAUCGCUAAAGAGAAUCCGUCUGGGCCGUCGUUCGCCCGCAGCCAGUCUGGACCCAGCGGUCAACACCGGUUAACUUGGGACCGCUAUCACCGUCUGGCAGAUAUCAACAGCUACCUGGAUUACCUGAAAGAAGCUCAUCCUGAUUGGGUUCAAGUGGUGCCCAUCGGGAAGAGCAGUCAAGGCCGCCCCAUUCAUGUCAUCAAACUGAGCCGGAGUCGCCAACCGGAUGGAGUGGAGCCCAGCCAAAAGAAAGCCAUCCUGGUGGACGCAGGCAUGCACGCCAACGAAUGGAUCACACCUGCAGCCCUGACCUGGAUGAUCAAUGAACUGGUGGAGAACGCCGACUCCUACAACUGCAUUCUGGACCGGUUUGACUGGUACUUUGUCCCUAUGGUCAAUCCGGACGGCUACGAAUACUCUCACGCCGUCGACCGGAUGUGGCGCAAAACGCGACGCAACUACACGUCGACGCUGGUUCGCUCCAGCGCCCGCAAGCUGCGCGUCGACGCCGACGACGAAGAGCAGUGCGUCGGCGCCGACAUCAACCGCAAUUUCGAGUUCCACUGGCGCAAGGGAGGCAGUUCCAGCAACGUUUGCUCGCCGGCUUUUGCCGGAGUCAAACCCUUCAGCGAACCCGAGUCCCGCGCUUUGGCUAAUUUCAUGCUCAAACAACGUUCUAGAAUCGCCAUGUACAUCUCUCUGCAUUCGUAUUCGCAAAUGUGGCUGCUUCCUUGGGGCUUCGCCGAAGCUCGUCCACAAGAUUUCAGCGAACUGUAUUCGUUGGCUAAAAUCGGUGCUAGGGCUUUACAGCGGGUCCAUAACACAUCUUUCCUCAUCGGCAGCGUACCCGACCUUCUCGCUCUGGCCUCAGGUACGAGUCAAGAUUGGGCAAAAGGUGUGGCCGGCGUUCGCUAUUCUUACACGGUUGAGAUGAGAGACGCCGGCGAACGGGGAAUGAUCUUGCCAGCCCAGCAGAUUGUCCCAACAGCGGAGGAGACCUGGGCGGGCAUUUAUGCCGCGUCCGUCGAGUUGGCUCACCGUCUCUACGAUGAAUUACCAUCCUGUUCGCCAUUUUAAUACCUUUUCUUUAUUUUAUUGUUUUUUUAGAAUUGUUUUUGUUUGUUUUCAUUCCCUUUUUUGUAACUGAAUUUCUGUUGUUUUUUUGUUUUUUUUUUUUGUCUGCAUUCGUUGAGAAAUCCGUACUAACUUUACUAACCCAAUCUGGCUUAAUUUGUAGUCUACCUAUUUGUUUCUAAAUUUGUUUUUGUUUGUUUUUUUGUUUUUUUGGUUCGGUUAGUUCUUUGUGAAUGCUUUUUAUUUUUUAAAUUCCCCGCGAUCGUUUAAAAUAAAAAUGCUGGUUUGUUCGUAAUAUUUACACAACCGUAACUAUCACGCCCGGUUUAUACGUUCCCCUGUCUCCCCAAACGUGUGUCAAAAUAAAAUUCAAGGUAAAAAAAAAAGCAAACAGAAAACCAGA